Priapulus caudatus is the source of this 1353-nucleotide messenger RNA. RefSeq lists its product as uncharacterized. Gene Ontology annotation, cellular component: membrane. The record is from RefSeq and is a predicted model, not a curated record. NCBI's taxonomy places the organism in Eukaryota, Metazoa, Priapulida, Priapulimorpha, Priapulimorphida, Priapulidae.
GUGGAACACUGUCGGUAUUGCUGGAAGUGAUUUUCUUGAGCGUUGAUAAACCUCUCUACUAUUACCAUGGUGCUACAGCCAUAGGAGUGGGAAUAUGGUUUGCACCUCUCUUCAUCAUCGCCGGAGGGUUGGGAAUUUGUGCAAGUCGGAAAAAUACCAACGAGUGUCUGAUAAUUUUUAUCAUGGUCAUGAGCAUGCUGUCAAGCAUCGGUGCGGGAGUUAUGAUAAUAUUCGAGAGCAUUUUCAUAGUCUGGACGUCUCACAGCCUUCAACAUUAUUCAUGUAGGACCGAUUACGAUCAACCAGUCGAUCCGGCUUGUGUAACUUAUAUGAGAGGUAGAUUAACAAUCUGUGCCUUGCUGUUGAUCAUAGCUGUGACAGAGUUUGUCGUAGCUAUCUGGUCCUCCGUUCUUUGUUGCAAGGCUGUGUGCUGUCUUGGUGGGCGUUCUCAAACUCCGGUUAUCAUUUACUAUGCCCCGGUGCCUCAGGGUGUGCCUGGACAGCCAGCUAUUUUGCCCAACACUGCUUAUCCCCCCGGAACCAUUGUCUAUCAUAUUCCUGCCGGUCAGACAUUUCCACCUGGUACUGUUAUGCCUCAUACAGGUAUGCCAAUGCAGCCUCACACAAACCAAUAUAGCGCCCAAGCUCAGGGCCUGCAAAGCGGUCCAUCUCCUCCCCCACCAUAUGAAAUAGUCGCACAGCCCUUCACUCACACUGCUCCUAUGUGAAGGAGGCGUGUUAAAAUCGGUGUAACCUCAUUACAAAAUGAGUGCAGAAAGAUAUUAAAUUGUGUCAUUUUUUGUUUUAUAAUAGUUUAGUAAGCGUGUGUAAAUGUGUUUUUCUAGUUUAUUAUGUCACCAUCAUAAGAAUUAUAUAAGGAGUAUUUACUUAUUUCAUGUUAAGUCCUAAAAUUUCAUGUUGUCUUUAUAUGGAGGAAUUACACUCUGACUCAUGUAAAUAUUUCACCGAACUAGGUCAAAGAUAUAGCCAGGUUUGUUUCAUACAAUGCAUCCUCCAGUCUACAAGAUAGUGCCUAUAAUUGGUGUAAUACCAGUCAGAUUGAAGAAUUUUACUAUUUUGACCCCCGUAUCUUGUUAUUUAUCAACUUGUAUUGGCAAAUUAUUACGUUGAUAAAUGUUCACAUGAUAAAUAUUCACAAACAAUGUUUUCAAGAUUACACUUUCUGUGUAAUUUGGCUGUGCUCCCUGAAUAGAGCAAAUUGUCAUUAAAUCACAAAAAAUGGUCCGUAGUGAGCCAACACAUAUAUGCACCCUAUCAAGCCUCACCCACUGGCUCAUGUUGUGCUGUUUCAUUAUUGUUCAACAUUUUAAACACUACAUAGCAAAGCCUAAA